Molecule: messenger RNA, 1521 nt
Organism: Closterium sp. Naga37s-1
Lineage: Eukaryota; Viridiplantae; Streptophyta; Zygnematophyceae; Desmidiales; Closteriaceae
Source: the annotation of a GenBank genome assembly
AUGACGGCGUACGAGCAGCUGAGAGCGGAUCGCAUGGCGAGAAACGCGGCGCUGCUGGCGGCGCUCGACGUGAGCGCUGCAGCCAGGCGGCUCAAGUCGACCGCCAGCAUCAGCACUUCCGGCGGUCGCUCCGCGCAGGAGAAGGGACGACUCGCGCCCUCCAAAGGCACUCGGCGGUCGUUCCGUGUUCAGAAAAAGACAGGAGGAGGAGGAGGAGGAGAAGGCAGAGGUGGCAGCGGUGGUGGUGGUGGUGACAAGGGGGAGUGGGAAGAGGAGGAAGAGGAGGGUGAGGACGAGGAGGAGGGUGAGGAGGAGGAAUUGGGGAAAGACGGCGAGUAUAUCCCAGAUGCGAUUGCAGAUGACGAUGAUCAGGAUGAAGAGAGGGAUGAAGGGGAGGAGGAGGGGGAAGAUGAGGAGAUGGAGGGAGGGGAGGGUUGUGGUGGUGGUGGUGGUGGUGGUGGCGGUGGUGGCAUCAGUGGGAGGAGAGGACGACAGUCGGGGAAACGCGGUGCAGAAAAGCAGCAGCAGCAGCAGCAGCGGGUGAGCAAGCGAUGGAGGGGGAUGGAGGAGUUGGGAGCGGUUGGAGCUGGUGACGAGGACGAGGAGCUACAGAUGGCCAUCGCCCUGGCAUUCCUGAGUGUCGGCUGCGCCAACCUGCGGGUUGGCCGCAUCUACAAGCAGCAUUUAAGCCUCUCAUUCCCCCAAUCUCUGUUCCACUUCGCCCCACGAUCCUCUAUCACUCCCCCCAGGGCAUUCCUGAGUGUCGGCUGCGCCAACCUGCGGGUUGGCCGCAUCUACAAGCAGCAUUUAAGCCUCUCAUUCCCCCAAUCUCUGUUCCACUUCGCCCCACGAUCCUCUAUCACUCCCCCCAGGGCAUUCCUGAGUGUCGGCUGCGCCAACCUGCGGGUUGGCCGCAUCUACAAGCAGCAUUUAAGCCUCUCAUUCCCCCAAUCUCUGUUCCACUUCGCCCCACGAUCCUCUAUCACUCCCCCCAGGGCAUUCCUGAGUGUCGGCUGCGCCAACCUGCGGGUCGGCCGCAUCUACAAGCAGCCCUCUCUCCCUCCUUCUCUCACUCGCUCUCUCACUGCCUCUCUCACGACCUCUCUCACUCCCUCUCUCACUCCCUCUCUCACUCCCCCUCUCACUCCUUCCCGGCAGGCGAAGCGGCGUAGGAGCCCGUUGAGGAAGCUCAAGCUCACUGACUGUGAAGCUGACUCGCUCUCUCACUCCUUGACUCCGUCCCUCUCUCCCUUUCUCACUCCUUCCUGGCAGGCGAAGCGGCGUAGGAGCCCGUUGAGGAAGCUCACUGACUCUGAAGCCGACUCUCUCUAUUUUACUCUCGAUGCCAAAGGUGAGGGGUGCAUAACAGCAGCUGACAUCGCCAGGCUGGCAGCAGUGCACUCGUUCCUGUGGAGCGAGCAGCAGAUGGAGGACAUGAUCAUGCUGUUCAGCCACUCACAGGGCGCUCAGAUGGGAAUGUUAGAAUUUCGUCAUGUUUUGUCACAAUGUGGACGGCUUUAG